Molecule: messenger RNA, 1671 nt
Organism: Labrus mixtus (cuckoo wrasse)
Lineage: Eukaryota; Metazoa; Chordata; Actinopteri; Labriformes; Labridae
Gene: smtnl1
Product: smoothelin-like 1
Exons: 5
Coding region: 259-1584 (441 amino acids)
Biological process (GO): actin cytoskeleton organization
Cellular component (GO): microtubule organizing center; filamentous actin
Molecular function (GO): protein binding
Source: RefSeq, a predicted model, not a curated record
GGGUGAAGGCAGAUAUCCACAAACCAACACACACAUCUCAGAUGGGCAGACAGGGAGACAGGGACAAGAGACAACAUAGUGUUAGAAGCAAGAAGAGAGUAAGACACUACGCAGGGCUCUUGUGAAGACAAUCUCCUUUUUGACUGAGGAAACCUGUAUAGGGAAGGUAGAAGAGAUCAAUUUAAAGACCUGGAUCACCAUUUACUUUAAUAGGCUGACUUCCAUCUCGAUCCGGUGGAUUAACAAAGAUUUCAGGACAUGGAUGGAGAAUUGUCAAGCCAGGAGCCAUCUGGGUCCACAGAGAUAAAUACUCAGAUUGACACCAAUAACAACAACAACCAGACAGAUGAUCCAGAGCUGGAGGUGGGCAAAGACCCAGGGAGAGAGCUUGCAGCGGAAGAGACGGUGGACAGUGGGGAGGGAAUGGUUGACAGGGACUCAGAAACAGAUAAAAAAGAAGAGGAGGCUGGUGAUACAGACAAGCCCCAGAUAACUGUGUCACAGCAGGCUGAAGGUGACAAUGAAGAGGCUGGCCAAGAUAAAGACAUGAAGGAUCUUGAAGCGACGAGUACAGAAAAAGACAGAGAGGGGGAGACUAAGGAAGACAAGGAAGAUGGGCAGGUGGAAGAGGUGACAAGUCUUGAGACUGAGAGAGAUGGAGAGGAGAUGAAGGACGAAAACAAAGAAGAAAAGAAGAGUCAAGCAGAGGAAAAGGCAAUAGACACAAAAAAAGAUGCAGAUGAGAAAGCUGCAAAAGGGGAAGAGAAGAAAAAACAAGUCAAGGAUGUGGAAACAAAAGACAAAGGACAUAUUAAGGAGAUCGAGAAACAAGGGAAGCCAACAAGAAAAAGUGGUCCUCCCUCUUCUUCUCUCUCAAGACCAAGACCAUCUGCACGCUCUAUAAGAGCAGCCGCUAAAAACGACCUUAUUGCCAAGUUCCAACAGGGUGCUCCAGAGACACCAAUACCCCGCAACUUUAAAAUCCAGAGGUCAUCAACGGCUGGCGCUACAGGAGCUUCAAUCAAACAGAAGAUGCUUCAGUGGUGCCGUAGCAAGACUCGCAACUAUGAGGGAGUCAACAUAGAAAACUUCUCAUCGUCCUGGUGUGAUGGACUUGCAUUCUGUGCUCUGAUCCAUCGUUUCUUUCCUGAUGCUUUUGACUUCAGCUCCCUGAAACCGAAAGAGAGGAAGAAAAACUUCACUUUGGCUUUUCAAACUGCUGAGUCCCUGGCCGACUGCUGCCCUCUGUUGGAAGUGGAGGACAUGAUUAUGAUGGGGAAAAACCCAGACCCCAUGUGUGUGUUCACAUAUGUCCAGUCUCUCUGUCACAGCCUCUCCAAAAUAGAGAAAGAGAGGAAGGACAAGGAAAAGGAAAAGGAAAGCAAAGAGGGGGUCAAAGAUGAGAAAGGAGAAGAUGCAGCUGGGGCGGAGUCACCAGAGAAGGAAGAGGGAGAGUCUGCUGAGAACGGGACGAUGGAGAGCCAGGAGGAGACACAGAGGGAGGUUACUGAGAUAGAGGGGACUCUAGAGGACGACAAUAAACACAACAAUUAUGAGACGGAGAGAGAAGCUGUGUUAAUGUAGGCAUACUCCUUUAAAGAAAUACCCAAAGAACAGAUGAAGACUGAAAAAACCCAAAGAUUUCUGAUAGUUGAUGUACUAAAAUUAAUC